Lotus japonicus is the source of this 3447-nucleotide messenger RNA. Its product is annotated as putative disease resistance protein RGA1. Gene Ontology annotation, biological process: defense response to other organism. The transcript has 2 exons. NCBI's taxonomy places the organism in Eukaryota, Viridiplantae, Streptophyta, Magnoliopsida, Fabales, Fabaceae. Gene Ontology annotation, molecular function: protein binding; ADP binding. The coding region runs from base 350 to 2968 and encodes 872 amino acids. The record is from RefSeq and is a predicted model, not a curated record.
CUUAAUUGGAUGGUAUUUUCCUCUAGUUAAUUGGGUCAAGUUCAGUGUUGAUGGAUCACUUAGAUCUCAGGGGUAAGAGUGCAACUUGUGGAGGUAUCUUUAGAGAAACUACAGGAAGAUGGGCAGUGGGUUUCUGCAGAAACCUUGGCUCUUCCUAAGGUAUGGUGGCAGGGUAUGAGUGAUUGAGUGUGUCUCACUUGGAUGCCAACUGGACCACAUAAUAAUUUUAGAUUUAAUAUAAGAUUGGUUGGUAAGUUGGUAUAACUUGACUUUGUUGUGUGAACAAGUAUACUAGAGGUAGACUUAGAUCCACAAUCACCACAACAGCUUGUUCUCACUCCUGAUUGACAUGGCUGAAUCAUUUCUUUUAGAAGUUGCUGGUUCACUACUAAGGAAGCUUGGUUCUUAUGCUUAUGAAGAAGCUUCCCGAGCCUAUGGUGUGUAUGACAAUCUGCAAGGGAUCAAAAGCACUUUGUCCAUUGUCAAAGGUGUGCUAUUGGAUGCUGAGCAGAAGAAGGACCAAAACCAUGGGUUGCUUGCAUGGCUGAGGCAGAUUCAAAGCAUAUGUUCAGAUGCUGAAGAUGUAUUGGAGGGAUUUGAGUUCCAAAGCAAGCGCCAGCAAGUUGUCAAAGCUUCUGGCAGCACCAAGAUGAAGGUAGGCUUCUUACUUUCUUCCUCUAAUCCUGUUAUUUUCCGUCUUAGGAUGGCUCAUCAAAUCAAAGAUAUUAGAGAUAGGUUGGAUAAAGUAGCAGCUGAUGGGGCCAAAUUUGGUCUUGAGAGAAUUCAUGUUGAUCACAAACUUGGUGUGCAAAGGAGAGAAAUGACUUAUUCUCAUGUUAAUGCUUCAAAUGUCAUAGGAAGAGAGAAGGAUAGAGAGGAAAUUAUCCAACUUUUGAUGCAAACCCACCAUGAUGGUGGUCAUGAUAGGGAUAAAGGUGUUUGUGUUAUUCCCAUAGUAGGAAUUGGAGGUUUGGGGAAGACCACACUUGCAAAAUUGGUGUUCAAUGAUCUGAGGAUUGAUGAACUUUUCCAACUGAAAAUGUGGGUGUGUGUGUCUGAUAACUUUGACAUCAGGCAGAUAAUUAUCAAAAUCAUCAACUCUGCCUCUGCUUCUAGCUCAGCUCCAACUAUUGCUCUUACCAACCAAGAAAGCAUUAACAGUUUAGAUAUUGAGCAGCUACUAAGUCGUCUUAGACAUAAGCUUUCUGGUCAAAAAUUUUUGCUAGUGUUAGAUGAUAUAUGGAAUGAUGAUCGUGCCAAAUGGAUUGAGUUAACAGAUUUGAUCAAAGUUGGUGCAGUAGAAAGCAAAAUCAUAGUGACGACACGUAGUAACUCAAUUGCUUCAAUGAUGGGAACUGUUCCCGUGCAUGUUUUAGAGGGUCUUUCUCUAGAGGAUUGUUUCUCUCUGUUCGUAAAAUGGGCAUUUAAGGAAGGUGAAGAAGAAAAAUAUCCAGAACUAAUGGAGAUUGGAAAAGAAAUUGUGAAAAAAUGUAGAGGGGUUCCAUUGGCUGUGAGAACAUUAGGAAAUUUCCUAUUCUCAAAUUAUGAUUCAGAUAAGUGGAAAUUUGUAAGAGACCAUCAAAUAUGGAAUUUAGAGCAAAAGAAAGAUGAUAUUUUACCUGCUUUGAAAUUAAGCUAUGAUGAAAUGCCAUCCUAUUUGAGGCACUGUUUUGCUUCUUUUUCCCUUUAUCCUAAAGAUUUUACCUUCACAAGUGAAGAAAUUGUCAGUCUUUGGGUGGCACUUGGAUUAGUUCAAUCCUGUGAUGGAAGUCAAAAGCUAGAGAAGACUGCAAAGGAAUAUAUAAAUGAGUUGCAUUCAAGAUCAUUUCUUGAAGAUAUGGAAGACUUUGGCCACUUUUACUUGUUCAAAGUCCAUGAUUUAGUGCAUGAUCUUGCCCUCUAUGUUGCGAAAGAGGAGUUUCUAGUGGUAGACUCACAUACUCAGGCUAUACCUGAGCAAGUGAGGCAUAUAUCAGUAGUUGAAAAUAAUUCACUUGGCCAUGUCGUGUUUCCCAACUCUAGAAGUGUUAGAACUAUACUAUUCCCCGUUGAAGGAGUUGGUCUUAGCAGUGAAUCUCUUUUGGAUACAUGGAUUUCACGAUACAGAUACUUGCGGCUUUUAAAUUUAAGUGAUUCUACAUUUCGAGCUCUACCUGAUUCAAUUGGUAAACUGGAGCAUCUCCGACUUCUUGAUCUUUCCAAUAAUUGUAAAAUAAAAAACCUGCCUCAUACUGUAUGCAAACUACAAAAUCUGCAAGUUUUGUCACUCAGAGGAUGCAAGAAUCUUGAAACAUUGCCUCAAGGAUUUGGGAAGUUGAUUAGUCUUCGGCAACUGUAUAUAACCACAAAGCAAUCUUUUCUGUCAGAAAGUGAAUUUGCAAAUUUGAGCAAUCUACAAAUUUUGUGUUUUGAAUAUUGUUGCAACUUGAAGAUAUUGUUCACAAGGGUGCAACUUGUUUCCCUUGAAGCAUUGUUUGUUCAUUCAUGUUGGAGCCUGCAAUCCUUACCUCUAUAUAUACUCCCUCAGUUAGUUGCUCUGUCAGUUGUAGAUUGUAAGAUGUUAAAUGUGUCCUUACUCAGCAAUGACAGACCAAUCCUGAGGAUGAAUUUUCUGCACCUUGAAGAUUUGCCGGAGCUUGAGGAAUUGCCUGCAUGGAUUCAUGGAGCUGCAGACACUUUACAAACCUUGAUAAUUAGAAAUCUUGAGCUGCAGAUACCUCCUCCUUUUCGUGUCUUGCCUCAUCUUAAGAGGUUCCAUGUUGCAAACUGUCCUACCCUGGCCAUUCUUUCAUUUGACAUGAACGAUCUCGCUGCCCUUGAGGAUUUGAGCAUAGAUGGUUGUCCUGAAUUGUGCCGAAUUUAUCAACCACGGUCCGGUCAGUUCUGGUCAGUGAUUGCUCACAUAAAAAGUGUCACCAUUGGGGAACCAACAAGCGAGGAGGAACGGAAGUCAUGGUUAUCCACUUGAAGAGCGCCUAUAAUUAAGAAGGAAUGGAGCAGGUGCUAGUUGCUCAUCUUGUUCCUUGACCAUGAGAUCAUGGGUUCCAUACUUACCUAUGAGAAUGAAACACAUUUCAUAGCCAGUCGUUUAUCACUGUUAUCGGCAGUCUGGUUGUCUGUUAAUUACCUAUAUCUCUUUCUCGUUCUUCCAUUACACAUGCAUGAAGCUUAGAAAGGGUUAAAUGAGAGGGAGUCUGAGGUUGAAGGUUGCGGUGCAGACACAGAAAAUAGUGACAAAACGACUGCCCCCAACUCUGGUAAUUGGCAUCCUUGUAAUGGCCAAUGGGUGAUUUUUCUCUGCUGGAUGAAGACAUUGCUACAGUAGUUACACAUUUGCUUGCAAGAGGCUUUGUUUCUAAAAUAAUAUUUUAACUACAUUGAGACUCACCGUUGCUAAGUGGAUUUUUCUUAUAAAGUUGAAAUUGAUACAUUUUGUUCUCUUAAAAA